Messenger RNA from Zophobas morio, 1774 nucleotides. RefSeq names its product zinc finger protein 142-like. The coding region runs from base 1 to 1632 and encodes 543 amino acids. Gene Ontology annotation, biological process: regulation of transcription by RNA polymerase II. NCBI's taxonomy places the organism in Eukaryota, Metazoa, Arthropoda, Insecta, Coleoptera, Tenebrionidae. The record is from RefSeq and is a predicted model, not a curated record. The transcript has 3 exons. Gene Ontology annotation, molecular function: RNA polymerase II transcription regulatory region sequence-specific DNA binding; DNA-binding transcription factor activity, RNA polymerase II-specific.
AUGAAAAUCUAUUUAGCUCAUUUUUCGGUCUGCUACUGGACACCCUUAAUGGCGUGGAAGGUGUACGUCAUACUUAUAUUCAAUAUCUUUGGUUGUGACGUAAAAAUGUUAGGUUACAACCAUGAUUACAACUCUGCCAUUUUAGAAUGCGGGGUUAAGAUAGUGUUAAAAAUCACGAGGAUAAUCAUCAUUAACACUACUUUAACAAGAUUUAAAAGGUGGCCCACAAUGUUGACUUUGGAAUAUUCAAAAGCAUUCGUUGCACACGGAAGAUCUUCAUGGAAAAACGUCCACAACUGUAAACUGUGCCCCCAUUUUACUACAUCAAUUUUGUCUAUGGUGAACCACGUGAGGCGACAUCGCUCCUCUCUGGAAAAAUUUACAUGCUCCAACGCCAAAAUCGAAGUGUAUUAUUGCAAAGACUGCGAUUUUAAAACGGAUCUAACGAUUCUGUUCAAACAACACAUUAACAAACAUCACGGCCUUAAGAUUUUGUCAAUCGAGGACUUCAGCAUACAAAACUACGUUUGCGAAAAAUGCGCCUUCGAAACAAAUUCCUUGAUAAAUUUUCUUCAGCAUAGUCCAGAAUGCACGGAAAGGAAAGAAAAUCGUCAAAAUCUGAGUUCUGCGAGCCACAACGUCACGUACGAAGUAAAUGCUGAAUGGCACAAGUGCAAAAAAUGUGCUUUCAAAACUAAAUUGAAAAGAAGUUUGAAAAACCACAUGAAUAACGUACACUCGCGGGCAGAAGAAGUUAAAUGGCACGAAUGCAAGCAGUGUCCAUUCAAAUCUAAGUAUAAGGAAUCUUUAAACAGCCACUUCAAUGCGAAACAUGUAGAGGGAGAAAAAAUUAAGUGGCACGAAUGCGAAAAGUGUCCGUUCAAAACUAAACAUCGCUCGGCGCUAAGAACUCACGUGAUUUGUCAACAUUUGAGUGAAGAAGAAGUUAAGUGGUACGAAUGUGCGAACUGUUCGUUUAGAACUAAAAUAAAUCAUCGUUUAAAACUGCAUAUAAGAGUUCGCCAUUCAGAUAUCAAAUCAUUCCAGUGCGAAUAUUGCCCAUGGAAGGCUAAGUCAAAGCGUUAUUUAAAGGAGCAUCUAUACAACCACCACUCGGAUUGUAAGCUGUACAAAUCUGAACAGGAUGCCGAAUGGCACGAGUGCGAAAAAUGUCCUUUCAAAACCAGAUCAAAACAAAAUUUAAAAGAGCACAUGGGUUACAUACACACGCGGGCAGAAGAUGUUAAAUGGUACGAAUGCACGGAGUGUCCAUUCAAAUCGAAAUAUAAGAAAUCUUUAAAGCUCCACUUGAAUGCGAAACAUGAAGGAGAAGGAAAAAUUAAGUGGUACGAAUGCGAAAAGUGCCCAUUCAAAACUAAACAUCCCACGGGUUUAAAAAAGCACGUGAUUUGUCAACAUUUAGGUGAAGAAGAAGUUAAGUGGUACGAAUGUUCGAACUGUUUGUAUAAAAGUAAAAGAAAAGAUACUUUGAAAUUGCAUGUAAGUGCUCGCCAUUCAGAUAUCAAAUCAAUUCAGUGCGGAUAUUGUCCAUAUAAGGCUAAGUUUAAACGUAAUUUAAAUAUGCAUAUGUACAACCACCAUUCCGAUUGUAUACGGUACAAAUGUGAAUAGGAUGCUGAAUGGCACAAGUGCGAAAAAUGCCCGUUCAAAAAUACAUACAUAAAAACACAUGUGUAGGAUUUAUUUUUGUAUAAUUUGGGUGUAGUGGCAUUAAGCUGUGUAUAUAACUUUAAUAAAGUGAAAAUUUAUGGUG